AUGAGCUAUCCGCGAAAAUUGCCAGAGGCCGUAGAUGCACUGAUAGGAUUUCGCGUAGAAUGCCACGACAAAAACUGUGACUUUGCCAGCCAGCACUCCAUAAACUUCGGCAGCAUUCGGCCUCGUUGUGGCAUAUCUGUCGUCGACUUCUGGCAUGCCGCCGAGGACCAUCUAUCUUGGAAGCAUAUUAGAACACCAUUCGUCUCAUUCUUUAGAUCAUGGGAGAGGGCUUUGAACUGGAGGAAACGCCUUAUUGAGAGAGGGGGCAAGGGAAUCAUGAUUGUUGCGGUUUGGUUGAAAGACUUGUCUGGAGUCUACGAUGCAUACAAUAUCGCACAGCGUCUUGCAGCCCGUCAAGGACCGAACUCAAACAGCCGCCUGCGACGGAACCUUGAUAAUUGUCGUGGAGAACUGCUCGUUCAAGGUGGCAUCAACUACAUGGAAUACAGAAUCCUGGCCUGCUUCAAGGGCGACAGCCUCGAGAUCGAAAGACGAUCCAUAUCGCCACUGCUCAAAUUCCCCGAGCACGAGCUUGUUGUAUCUAUUCCCAGAGGAACUCUGCCAAUAUACGGCAAUUCCAAUCUGAGCAUCACCCAUCAAUUGGAGUACGAAAUGCUGAGCCUCACGGGGGUUCGAAACGAUGCCAAGCUGUGCGCACUGGUACUCGCAAUGUGCGACUGCGAAAUGGAAAUGAAGGAGGAGAACAAGAAGAUGACGAUUAAGGUAACAGAUUACUGCGGACACUACAUGUCGAAAAGUGUAAUUGGCAGAUAUAACUACUCUUUCGACAUUUCCUAUUAG
This is a messenger RNA of Fusarium proliferatum ET1, 801 nucleotides long. RefSeq lists its product as uncharacterized. Lineage: Eukaryota; Fungi; Ascomycota; Sordariomycetes; Hypocreales; Nectriaceae. The record is from RefSeq and is a predicted model, not a curated record. Bases 1 to 801 code for a protein of 266 amino acids. The transcript has a single exon.